AUGAGUAUGGGCAUCGAGGAACAAGUGCGUUCACGAAGCAUCGGAUCAGAAAGCGAUUCCAAAGCACGGAGCCGGUGUGAAGUUACGAGCUGGUGAGGAUGGUGAACUGGGUGCAAGUAGCCAAGCAGCAGCUGGUGCACCGCCUGGCGAAGAAGGCAGGGCUGCAGCCAUGCGCCGUCGACGUCGACGAUGCCGGCACGGUAAUGAACUUCUGGGUGCCCAAGGACACGCUGCCAGCCUGCCCCGAGCCGGCGGCGGAGAGGAGGAAGGAGGAAGCGAAGCGAGACAGCAGCAGGCUCGCCGUCGUUCUCCUCCACGGCUUCGCGGGCGACGGCAUCCUCACGUGGGUGCUCCAGGUCGGUGCCCUCGCCAAGCACUACGGUUACGUCCCGGACCUGCUCUUCUUCGGCGGCUCGGCGUUGCCGGCGGGCGGCGGGGGCGGCCGGUCCCCGGCGUUCCAGGCGGACUGCGUGGCGGCGGCGCUGCGGAGGCUCGGCGUGGGGCGGUGCGCGGUGGUCGGGUUCAGCUACGGCGGCUUCGUGGCGUUCCGGAUGGCGGAGGCGCACCCGGGCCUGGUCGCGUCGGUCGUCGUCACGGGCUCCCUGGCGGACAUGACCUGCUCCACCAGCGAGCGCAUGCUGCGGAGGCUCGGCGCCGCGUCGUUCGCCGAGCUGCUCCUCCCUGGCGACGUCGCCGGGCUCAGGUCGCUCUUCGCCGCGGGCACCCACAGGAAGUGGUGGUUCCCUGAUUUCGUCCUCAAGGACUACCUCGAGCUGAUGAUGUUUAACCGCAAGGAGAGGGCGGAACUGCUGGAGGGCAUGGUGAUCAGCGACGAAGACGCAGCUGCACCUUCUUUUCGGCAGGACAUACUUUUGCUAUGGGGCGAGAACGACAGCAUCUUCACCGUGGAGCUCGCGAGCAAGCUCAAAGAGCAGCUGGGCGAGAGGGCGGCGCUGCGGAGCGUCAGAGAGGCGGGGCAUCUGGUCAUGCUGGAGCGGCCCCGCGCCUUCAACCGCUGCCUCAGGGAGUUCCUGUUGCUGCAGCAGCAGCCGCGUACGACGACAACGGCGAUGGCGGCGUCCAAGGCGGGUCUCUAGCGUGCUUUUAAUUCGUCAGGGCAAAGAACGCGCAUCCAUUUAUUAAUGGAUCAGCUGGCGGUUAGGGAUGGCGCCCAUGCUAUGUGGUACCCCUGAUAUGAACGUGCUUAAUUUGUUUGCUUGAUAAACGAUGUUAUGAUUUGAGUAAUAUUUCGUUUCAAAAAAAUGAUUUGAGUAAUAUGGUAGCUGUUGGUAGUUUGGUACUUCUGUAAAAUAUUGUAUGGA
Panicum hallii is the source of this 1322-nucleotide messenger RNA. Its product is annotated as biotin biosynthesis bifunctional protein BioHC-like. The record is from RefSeq and is a predicted model, not a curated record. Lineage: Eukaryota; Viridiplantae; Streptophyta; Magnoliopsida; Poales; Poaceae.